CGGCGCUAAGCGAGACGUGUCAAGGGUCACGGAAACCACAGAGGAACAAAAGUGGGGCUUGCUGCAACCAGAGGCAGCUAUGGCAUCUAACAGCCUUUUCAGCACAGUGACACCAUGUCAACAAAACUUCUUCUGGGAUCCCAGCGCCAGUCGGAGGUUCAGUCCGCCGUCCAAUAGCCUCCAGCCGGUCCCAGGGAAGAUGAACGAUGUGAGCUCUCCAGCCGGGCAGCCGGACGCAGCGGCGGCGGUGCCAAGACUGCGUCCCCACGAAAACCGCAGCAUGGCCGAGAUUAUCGCCGACCACCCGGCCGAGCUGGUCCGGACCGACAGCCCCAACUUUCUGUGCUCGGUCCUGCCCUCCCACUGGCGGUGCAACAAGACGCUGCCUGUCGCCUUUAAGGUGGUUGCACUGGGAGACAUACCUGAUGGGACCGUUGUCACAGUAAUGGCGGGCAACGAUGAAAACUACUCCGCUGAGCUGCGGAACGCCUCAGGUGUGAUGAAGAACCAAGUAGCCCGUUUCAAUGACCUUCGCUUCGUGGGCCGCAGUGGCAGAGGCAAGAGCUUCACGCUGACAAUCACAGUAUUCACCAACCCACCACAAGUGGCCACUUACCACCGAGCCAUAAAGGUCACUGUGGACGGACCGCGUGAGCCCAGGAGACAUCGUCAGAAACUUGAGGACCCUCCAAAGACUGGUCUCUUCUCAGACCGCCUUAGUGAGCUGGAGAGGAUGAGAGUGAGGGUGGCCGUUCCUACUCAAGGCCCCCGGCCAACUCUCAACACAGGGGCCAACUCCUUCAACCUGCAGGGACAGACACAGAUAACAGACCCUCGUCAGUCCCAGUCCUCUCCUCCCUGGUCCUAUGAACAGACGUACCCGUCCUACCUGAGUCCCAUGGCGUCCCCCUCAGUCCACUCCACCACCCCCCUCUCCUCCAGCCGAGGCACGGGCCUGCCUGCCAUCAGUGACGUGCCUAGACGAUUGCCAGGUUCUUCUGACCUGAGUCCGUUCCCUGGUCAGUUUGAGCGGCAGUUCCCGGGCCUGUCCUCUCUCACAGAGAGCCGUUUCUCCAGCCCACGCAUGCACUACCCGGCCACCUUCACCUACACUCCGCCCGUCACCUCCGCCAUGUCGCUGGGCAGCGCCCACUACCACACCUACCUUCCCCCUCCUUACCCGGGCUCCACCCAGAGCCAGAGCGGACCCUUCCAGACCAGCAGCACUCCCUAUCUCUACUACGGCGCGUCGUCCGGCUCCUACCAGUUCUCCAUGGUUCCCGGCGGGGAUCGCUCGCCCUCCCGCAUGAUCCCGCCUUGCACUAGCGCCUCCACGGGCACCUCCCUGGUCAACCCCAACCUGCCCAGCCAGACGGAGGGAGGGGUGGACGGCGACGGGAGCCACAGUAACUCCCCGACUGUUCUCAACCCCGGAGGCCGCAUGGAUGAAGCUGUCUGGAGGCCAUAUUGAAGAAAACCAACUGAGAUUGGAAGUGAUAUCAUGGUUUGAAAGCACAAAACCUUUUUUUAUUGAAAAGGGGAUUUUUGGGCUCUCAUCAGCUGUCUCUACCUUUUACUUGGAAAUUAAGGUUGAGAUAAAAAAUAAACAAAAGACCAGACUUGUUUGGACUUGUCUUCCUGGAAUGUGUUUUGACCAAGGCACCACAAAGGGAG
Messenger RNA from Centropristis striata (black sea bass), 1674 nucleotides. It is a transcript of the gene runx2b, whose product is annotated as RUNX family transcription factor 2b. Bases 80 to 1471 code for a protein of 463 amino acids. Gene Ontology annotation, molecular function: RNA polymerase II cis-regulatory region sequence-specific DNA binding; ATP binding; DNA-binding transcription factor activity, RNA polymerase II-specific. The transcript has 8 exons. NCBI's taxonomy places the organism in Eukaryota, Metazoa, Chordata, Actinopteri, Perciformes, Serranidae. The record is from RefSeq and is a predicted model, not a curated record. Gene Ontology annotation, cellular component: nucleus. Gene Ontology annotation, biological process: hemopoiesis; regulation of transcription by RNA polymerase II; regulation of cell differentiation.